Molecule: messenger RNA, 2240 nt
Organism: Acipenser ruthenus (sterlet)
Lineage: Eukaryota; Metazoa; Chordata; Actinopteri; Acipenseriformes; Acipenseridae
Product: transmembrane protein 231-like
Exons: 6
Coding region: 212-1012 (266 amino acids)
Biological process (GO): cilium assembly; regulation of protein localization
Cellular component (GO): ciliary transition zone; ciliary membrane
Source: RefSeq, a predicted model, not a curated record
GAUUGUAUUUUAUUUUUUAUCCACUCAAAACGCGUUGUUUUAAUGUCUGCUACACGUUUUACUUUUAGAAACGUUUAAUUAUUAUUAUAUAAAUCUAUCCUAAAGUUGUUUUAGAAUUUUUGAAAUUAUCUGUAGAAAAGCGUCAUAAAACAACUCAUAGCGCUGUGUUUCAGAUCUAUCUUAGUUCAUUUGAUUUAUCUCUCGUUAUUAAAUGGCCAUAUAUGAGGUUUACUCCCACCCUGCUUUAUUAAGAUACAAAACCAGUAUCUGCACGAAAGCCACAGUGUUUUUAUUAAUCGUGUUUGGGCUCACUUACAUUUCACCUUUGUUGGUUUCUUACAGAAGUCAAGGUUUCUGGUUAAAAUUCAGCACCAAUGAGGAGCAGCCAACUGUGCGAUUUCAAUACCAGGUUUUGUUAAUCGCAGUGACUAGUACCAGUGGAGACUACGUUGCAAGGAGUACAUAUCAGAACUUCAAUAACCUGCAGGGAAACAACCUUGGAAUACCUUCAAUAUCAGCUAGAGAAGAAGAUCAGAAUCAGGAUGGGAAGUUUGACCAGCUCAGUCUCACAUUGGGACUCCCACUCCAGUCCACAGAACAGGUGUACAGUGUCCAGCUUAUUCUCACAUUCUCAUACCAGCUUUUUAGGAUGUCCACCUUCGUUAUGCAGUGUAUGGCAUUCAUUCAACACUCCUCUCCAGUACCUGGAUCGCAGCUUUAUAUCAAUGGGGAUCUGAGGCUACAGCAGAGACAGCCCUUGAGUCACAGGGGAAUCGAUACCAGAUACAAUGUUUCUGUUAUUAAUGGAAGCAGCCCAUUUGCCAGUGCCUAUGACCUUACUAACAUCAUUGGAACUUACCAAGAAAGAAAUUUUUCCACACUGCUGUCAAACCCAAAUCCUGUAUGGACGAUGGAUCGAGCUGCCGGUGCCCCGUUUGAAAUAAAUGCCAUUAUCAGAUACCCCAUGGAGAGCAUUACAUAUCCUUUACUAAGAUAUACAUCUAAUAAAUAAAUUAACCUUUAUUUUUCUGGGCUCAUCAAGGUAAAUGAGUAGUUAGUAUUUGGUAACAGACAUUGGAAAAGACAAACCUGUUUUAUAUUUUAAGCAUAUAUUCCUAGUCUUGGCUAGUAGUUUUGUCUCUAGAACUCCACAGAGGUGUGCAGUGUUAAGAGAUUAUUACAUUAUUAGACAAGCACAUCAUGUACUGUUCAGUACAAUGCAAACCAAAUGCAUGAAAGAUAUUAAAUAUGAAAGUCUGCUUACCAAAAAAAUGUAUGUGACUCCAGAUAAAUAUUCUGAAAGGUUAUAUUUGACUAGAUAACUGCUGCUGAAAAUUGUCCUUGACUUCAGCAAACAUAUCAGCCUGGCUUUUGGGAAAUGAUUAAGUUUGCCUGGGUUCAGUACGUCAGCGUUCUGCUAAUUUUCCUGUGGGUUUUUGAGAGGAUCAAGAUCUUUGUUUUCCAGAACCAGGUUCUACCCACAAUAGCAGUCCCUCCAUUCAAACAGCACCAGUCCUAGACUUGACUCAACCCACAGAACCAAUAAUGCGGUGUGAAGUAGAAGGUGGCCUCUUCAAACCAUUUGAUAAGGUUUUGCAGGAAGAGUUGCUUGUGUUUGCAUCUUUGUAAAAAAAAUGUAGAUACUGACUUUCUACACAAGCUGCAAAUAUUUAAUCUGAUUGUGAAGUAGAAAUGUAUCAUAAGACACAAAUGAUCUUUUUGCAGACUGCGGGGAUAUUUAGGUCCACGUCUGUUUCGAUCAAAUAAGUAGACCCCAAUAUCUUUAUUCUGGUGGCAGUGUACAGUAUGUAGAUUUUGAAGAUAUUGAUUUGUGAACCUAUCGAUUUUUAAACUCUGAGCAAAUGUUUGCUUUGCUGCUAUGCUGUAUCUUCCCAGUGAAACAUAAGACUUCAUGGUUAACUUUACUCCAGAGAACAGUUUGUUACAUUUUGUGUAAAAAGGAAAAUGAAAAUGACAGUGCUACUAAAUUAGCAAGGAUGAAAAGUGAAGUUAUAAAACAUUUGGCCCGUUUUAUUAAUAAUUUAUAUGGCAUCUGAGAUUUCUAAAAGCUUGCGGUGAAGACCUACUACUGUAUAGGCUUGCUGUCUGCUUUCAAAACAAAUGAUACACUACUGUACAUUCUCACUGUUAAAAAAGUUAAAGAAAUCGCAAGCCUAAUAAAUAGGCCUAUUAAGGGACUAGACUGGCAAAAUAAAGUAUUUGUUUUUUUCCUAAUGUGU